UGACGAUGCGUUAUGCAAGAGUAAACGUCGUCGAGGCUUGCUUGACGGGCUGGUGGUGGAUUGCGAUUGCUGUGCAGGGCAACCUUGACAGCUACCGGUCGCUAUGCGUGCCAGUGUCAGUUACUGGCGCUUACUGUUGCAACCAAUGGAUGAGGUAGCUCGCGAUGCUUCUGCAAAGGUCAUCACUAUAUGCUUUGCGC
This is a messenger RNA of Baudoinia panamericana UAMH 10762, 200 nucleotides long. RefSeq lists its product as uncharacterized. The transcript has a single exon. The coding region runs from base 6 to 158 and encodes 50 amino acids. The record is from RefSeq and is a predicted model, not a curated record. NCBI's taxonomy places the organism in Eukaryota, Fungi, Ascomycota, Dothideomycetes, Mycosphaerellales, Teratosphaeriaceae.